AUAAGCCAGAUCUACAUUGUUGCGGUCAUCCUGAUGUUGUAUCAGGCAUAGGUCUGAAGGUGACGAAGGUGUUGCUAGUAAUUGGAUUUGAAGCUUGGCCUGCUCGCAAUCCCCAUCUGUUCCGUGCCUCUGCGUAAUGAUCUCCACAGCAUGUGUAUUCAUCUGUGGAAGAUAAAGGCGUAUCGUAGCGCUGCUGUCUACUACUGUGACAUACACUGGUAUCUGAGGUGGCGAUGCUCUGAUAGGGUCUGCAGCGUCUGGCAUCGUUCCCAAACGUCUCUGACAGCUCUGCUCAUGAUGAUCUACAUCGGCUCAGAUUUUGCGUUGUCUGACGAGUUUGGAUUUUUAGGUCACCGGCACUUCUACAGGAGGCAAGACAGCUGGCAAUGUCUGGGAAAGCCCCAUCAACCACACCCCUGGUCAAUGAAGUAUGCCAAGGUUGAUUGCGGUGCGUCGGAUUUCAUCCAGCACCUUUGGGCAUUACUAGUACACUAUACUGUGUGUAUUUCCCGCUCGUUAUUUUCUUCUAGAAGUCCGAAAGGCGAGUGGCAGGACACCUCACGUGUGAUCUGCGGACUUGUCUUCCAUAAACUCAAUGACAGCUUUGCAUUGCCCUAUCAACCCGAUGCGCGUGCACCUCUUGUGCCUGACUACUCAUUGGGUUCGCCCACUUCUAAGUUGUGGCCCUCUAUAUAGAGCCUUGUCACAUCCGCUCGCCCUACACUACCGUUAUAUUCUCGUCCAUAUUCGCCACUUUCGGUAACGAUACGGCAUACACUCCGCACAUUAGCAUUCUGCAUCUCGAACCUGUUAAUAGAGAGAUAUACUCCGAUAAGCCUGCUCCGACAG
Messenger RNA from Colletotrichum navitas, 849 nucleotides. RefSeq lists its product as uncharacterized. The transcript has 2 exons. Bases 151 to 696 code for a protein of 181 amino acids. The record is from RefSeq and is a predicted model, not a curated record. Lineage: Eukaryota; Fungi; Ascomycota; Sordariomycetes; Glomerellales; Glomerellaceae.